AUGGCCCAGCCCUCCAGGGCAGACAUCAUCGAAACCAAACCAAUAGGCGAGGGAUUGAAUGCUUUUCACGACAACCUAACAUUGACGUUCAAAGAUUCAGGACUCCCAUGCUCCAUCGACUCUCUAUGUGAAUUGGACGCCGAAGUUCUCCAGAACUUGCUCCUUGACUUAAUUUUGGCGUUACAAGCCCUUCCCGCUUCACGUGUAUUACGCUCUGUCAGCGGCUGCAGAAGCCUUUUUAGUGACUUGUCGAGACUGAGCUCAGCUGUUAAUUCUGACGACUUUGACCUUGAGCGACUCGUUCCGUUACUCGGUGCGGUCCUCAACAAAGAAUCCGAUAACGCAGUUUGGGACAAAGUCUACGCUGUCGCAGUCGAAUCCACUCCUCCUCCUAAGCCGCUUCCUUUUCUCAGUCAAACGCCAUAUUUGCACACCACGAGCAGUUUCGUUAACUCUUCCGAACAUCGAAAAUAUGUGGACGCUGUGCUAAAGGAAGAGCUGAGCUCAAUCUACAUCGGUGUACCAGGCUUCUACGAGGCGUACUUUGGAGGUAUUGAGGGUUUGGAAGAGACCGGUGCUGUCGUCUUUAGAAGAUGUAUGGAAGGAGAUAACCCCCUAUUCAGCGAAGAGAAUGGCUGGCGGGACUGGCCUGAGAACUCUAAAGAAAAGGAAGUUUUAGACUGGAUCUCGACACUAGUCAACGUUCUCCGCGGCAUAGCGACCGAAGCGGGUUUUACCAUGUCAACACAUCGGACGGUUUUGGCACAGCCUGAUCAACCAUUACAAGGAUCUACGGCCGAUCGAAAGUUGUAUGUUGGUUUGGUUUGCAAUUUGGAAGCAAACAGUCCCGCAAAAUUUGGCUGGACAGAUAUCCUGGUCCUGGGCGAGCUGAAGAGUAACCCGAGUGCUGAUACAGCUUCAAAGACGUGGCGUGAUCUGGGCCGCUAUGCAAGGGAGGUACUCACUGUUCAAGACACUCGUCGGUUUGCCUUGGGAUUUACGCUUUGUGGAUCCGUUAUGCGGUUGUGGGAGUUCGACCGCACAGGAGCCAUCGCAUCAUUGCCCUUCGAUAUCAACAAAGAUGGUCUCCGAUUUGUUUCAGCCAUAUUAGGAUUCCUUCGGAUGAGCAAUGAACAGUUAGGAUACGACCCCAGCAUUUUCUCCUCUUCCGAUGGGAAACGAUUCAUUGAGAUUGUUCGCGACGGGCAGUCGGAGCGUCUUAUUCUUGAUGGACUUAUGAAGCGCGCCUCGUGUGUUGCUGGCAGAGCUACGACCUGCUGGAAAGCCCACCGCGAAGGGGACAAGGCGAGUUCACCACUCGUUAUCAAAGACUCAUGGCAGUAUCCAGAGCGAGAGGAGGAAGGUAAUCUUCUACGGGAAGCAACAGAAAAAGGGGUGGUCAAUGUAGCCAGGUAUUACUACCAUGAAACAGUUCAGAUAAACGGAAACGUCGAUGAUACCCACAACAAUGUUCGCAGAGGACUCGACGUGACCCAGUCGACAAAUUACAGAUCGACACGUUCCGACAAUUUUACGAGCACGAGUAACGCAGUGGACAAGGCAAGAAUUGGCCGCUCCACCAGCAGUUCUGGGCGCAAGAGGUCAUCCAGCCGUGCUGAUGCAACACUGCCGCCUAGCAAACGGACUUGCUGGAGCUCUCCGACCAAAGGUGGACGCAAUUUCACACUGCAGAACAGGGUUCAUCGCCGUGUUAUUGUUCGUGACUACGGCAAGCCUAUUUAUAAAGCAAGAUCGCGUGUGGCCAUCCUUUCUGCGCUUGAGAGCUGUAUCGAAGGUUACCAAUCUUUGCAUACAAAGGCGGGAUUUUUACAGGGUGACAUUUCAACUGGGAACCUUAUUCUCAACGAUGGUGAAAACCCAUCUUGGCCGGCGUUCCUAAUCGACUUGGACCUUGCCAUCAAAGAGCAGCGAGAACGGCCUUCUGGAGCGAGAGGCAAGACAGGGACAAGAGCAUUCAUGGCUAUAGGCCUGCUCUUAGGGGAGAAACACUCUUUUAAGCAUGAUUUAGAGUCGUUCUUUUGGGUGCUCUUUUGGAUAUGUAUUCACUAUGAUGGACCAGGUAAAGAAGUUGGGCCAACGGACUUUGAUUGUUGGAAUUAUGAGAAUGACAGGAAGCUCGCUCAUUCAAAGAAAGGAAUCGUCGUCGACGAAGGAGACUUUCUUAAGAUUGCAGAGGAGACCUUCACGUCAUACUAUCAACCAUUGGUUCCUUGGGUCAACAGAUUGCGCAGGGUGGUAUUUCCAGGAGGAAUGCGGAGGAAGGACGAAGACACACGCCUUUACACUCAGAUUAAAGAGAUUCUUCGGAGCGCGACUGAAGAUCCGAAGGUGUCGGGCUCGGAGGCUUAGGUUUUGCAAUUCUUCAACAAGGAAUUUGUUACUAGCUAUGAGUUGGCGGAUCCAGCCUAACAUGCCCUCCAUGAUAGCCCCACCUCAAGAAACCAGUUUCCGCGCAGAGAACGAAUAUCUCUGAGCUCUGCGCCCAGAUAUCACUUAGGAUGUAUGCGCCCUCAAUUUAGGGUUAUUCCGACGAAUAGUUGCGCGAUCCUUUGUAAUUAGGUCCGAGCAUUUCCUGAUAGCCUCCAACUGUUUGUGCGUCAAAGGGAAAUAGUCCUCAGAGAAUUUUCUUCUUGCUUUGUCAAGCUUAUCAAUGAACUCAACCAGUUGGGAUCUGUCUUGUCCGAUGGCACCUCAAAUGAUAUCGUUUGGAAAAUAAUCCUGAAUAAAAGUGAUGUGAGGUAAAGUGAGACGAUAUGAGGCAAAUUAUGGUAAAAUUGAGUCAGGCAAAAGAAAGUUAUGCGGGGUAAAUCAAUGUGGAUUAAGUCAAAAUUUCGAGGUGAAGGUGAAGUGAGUUGAGGUGAAGUGAG
Monascus purpureus is the source of this 2888-nucleotide messenger RNA. The record is from the annotation of a GenBank genome assembly. NCBI's taxonomy places the organism in Eukaryota, Fungi, Ascomycota, Eurotiomycetes, Eurotiales, Aspergillaceae.